This is a messenger RNA of Morchella sextelata, 6177 nucleotides long. RefSeq lists its product as uncharacterized. Gene Ontology annotation, molecular function: nucleic acid binding. Gene Ontology annotation, biological process: DNA integration. The transcript has 3 exons. Bases 1 to 6177 code for a protein of 2058 amino acids. The record is from RefSeq and is a predicted model, not a curated record. Lineage: Eukaryota; Fungi; Ascomycota; Pezizomycetes; Pezizales; Morchellaceae.
AUGGAUGGAAAUCAACUUGUAGUAACUUGUUCGAUUUCACAGAAUAAAAAUUCGUUUAUACCUACCUACGCCCUUAUUGAUACCGGAGCAUCAGGAUAUGCUUUCAUUGAUGAAUCCUUUGCACGCCACAACAAUCUUACAAUGACCCCCCUUAAAAUACCUCGCCAUGUAGACGUUAUAGACGGAAGGCCUAUUAAGUCAGGAAAAAUUACCCAUAUUGUCGAUGUCUCGCUAGACAUUCAUGGUCAUCGGGAGACGGCGCCAUGUUUUGUAACGAAGUUAGGACACUAUCCGAUUGUGAUGGGGACACCUUGGAUGCGACGACAUGAUGUUAUGAUUCGACCAAAAGAAAAUCUACUUGUUUUUGACUCUCGAAGCUGUUGUCAACACUGUUCACUCAGUGGAACUGCAGUUAUUGUUCAUGGUAUCUCGAUCCCCUUACCGGAACACCAUACAGUCAUCGUUUCAGCAACCGAGAAAUCCACUAUCGAUAUCGAACAAUUAGUACCGAAAGAAUUUCACCAUCGUCUUCAUAUGUUCAAAGAAUAUGAUGCUUCAAUUCUCCCACCACAUCGACCAUCCCAUGACAUCGAGAUAGUAUUAGAGGAAGGCAAACGACCACCAUAUGGACCUAUAUAUGGAUUAUCUCAAAUUGAGUUAAAAGCACUACGAGAAUAUCUUGAUGAAAAUUUACCCAAAGGAUUUAUUCGAGCCAGUGAAUCACCAGCGGGAGCACCCAUACUGUUUGUGAAGAAAAGCGAUGGAACCCUCCGACUUUGUGUUGACUAUCGAGGCCUAAAUGCGAUUACAAUCAAAAAUCGAUAUCCAUUACCAUUGUUGAAAGAAACCCUGGCUAAGUUAUCAAGAGCACGAUACUAUACUAAGUUGGAUUUACGAUGGGGAUAUAAUCAAAUCAGGAUAGCGGAGGGAGAUGAAUGGAAAACAGCAUUCCGGACUCGAUAUGGACAUUUCGAAUAUACAGUAAUGCCGUUUGGAUUAGCUAAUGCCCCUGCUACAUUUCAGCAUUGGAUCAAUGAUAUUCUACGUCCCUACCUCGAUCAAUUCGUAACAGCAUACUUAGACGAUAUCCUUAUCUAUUCCGAGACCCUAUCAGAACAUAAAGAACAUAUUCAAAAGGUUCUAAAGGUACUUGAUGAAAAUCAUGUUCACCUUAAACCUGAAAAAUGUGAAUUUAUGGUUCAGGAAACAAAAUAUCUUGGUUUAAUCCUUACUCCGAAUGGGAAUAGAAUGGAUCCAAAGAAAGUUAUCGAUGUUUUGGAAUGGACUACACCGACAAACCUUCGUGAUGUUCAAGUAUUCCUAGGAUUUGCAAAUUUCUACCGACGGUUUAUUUUGGGAUAUUCGAAAAUUGUUGCCCCGCUUACAGCCUUGACAAAGAAAAACGUUAAAUUUGAAUGGACGGAUGAAAGGGAGGAAGCAUUUCAGACUUUGAAAAAGAUGUUUACAACGGCACCGAUACUAGCUCAUUUUAAUCCAGAUCGAAAAAUUGUGAUAGAAACUGAUGCAUCCGACUAUGUUUCAGCAGGAAUCCUAUCUCAACGUGACAACGAAGGAAUUCUACAUCCAGUUGCUUUCUUUUCCAAGAAACACUCUCCCGCAGAAUGCAACUACGAAAUCUAUGACAAAGAGCUUUUAGCAAUUAUACGAUGUUUUGAAGAAUGGCGACAUCAUCUGGAGGGAGCUCAAUUUCCAAUUGAAGUUCUUAGCGACCAUCGGAAUCUUGAGUAUUUUAUGACAACAAAAUUGUUAAAUCGUCGACAAGCCCGUUGGUCCGAAUUUCUUUCACGCUUCGAUUUCGUUAUACAAUUUCGGCCAGGAAAACAAGGAACAAAACCAGAUGCAUUGACUAGGAGGUCAGGUGACCUACCUAAAGAGGGGGAUGAACGGUUAACGCAUCAGAGUCAAGUGAUUCUGAAGCGAAAAAAUUUGGAUACCAAGCUAAGUUUGUUCGCGGGUUCUUUGUCAAAUGAAUCCGCUGAAGGAGCGUCCACUGUAGAGGAGUUAUUUUCAAAAGCUUACCAAGUGGAUAGUUUCCCAAACAAGGUUCUCAAUAUGCUUCGGAAUGGCAUACGCCACUCAAACAAAAUCUCACUUGCCGAAUGUAUGGAAGAUAACAACGGUCGGCUGCUUUAUCGAGGCAUGCUAUAUGUACCAGACGAUGAUGACCUUCGACUAAGGCUUUUAAAAGAAUAUCAUGACAAACCAUCUGCAGGACAUCCGGGUAGAGCGAAGACUCUGGAGCUCCUAAGUCGAGAAUAUUACUGGCCACAGAUGCGGAAGUUUGUCGAUCAGUAUAUUAGGAAUUGCAAUGUGUGCACCCGUAGCAAGGCAUCACACAAUGCACCUUAUGGAGUACUUCGCCCCAUGCCAAUUCCCGAUGGACCCUGGACAGAUGUCUCGAUGGACUUUGUAACUGAUCUUCCUGAGAGUGAUGGGUAUAAUGCGAUUUUGGUCGUGGUGGAUAGACUAACCAAAAUGCGGCAUCUGAUACCAACGACAAAGGAGGCGGACUCACAGGAAGUAGCAAGGCUAUAUAUUGAUAACGUCUGGAAGCUACAUGGAUUACCCGACACUAUGGUAUCCGAUCGAGGAACACAGUUCGUCGCGGAAUUCUGGAGGUCCCUUUGUGAUCGAUUGGAAAUCUCGCCAAAGUUCUCUACUGCAUUCCACCCCCAAACAGAUGGACAGACAGAAAGAAUUAAUGCCAUAAUGGAACAAUACCUCCGAAGCUAUGUUUCCUAUCAACAAGAUGACUGGGUCCGAUGGUUACCGAUGGCUGAAUUUGCAACCAACAACCACGUUUCCGAAACAACAAAAGUUUCCCCCUUUUAUGCUAAUUCGGGAAGGAAUCCUAGGAUAACAUUUGGGCCUUUGGAACAUGGUCGAACGACGGCGGAGGAUCAAGCGAACCGUAUUGCAAGGGAAAUGAAGGAUGUGGUGGACUUCCUAAGAGAAGAAAUGUUCCGGGCGCAAAGGAUACAAGAAGAAUCAGCCAAUAGGAAUCGAACUCCAGCUCCUCGAUAUUAUUUAGGAGAUAAGGUUUUUCUCUCGACCCGUCAUAUUCUAACAAAGCGACCCUCUAAGAAAUUCGAUUGGAAACGUAUUGGACCUUAUAGCGUUAAACGAAUCGUUAAUCCCUAUGCUUACGAGUUGGAACUUCCCCGGUCGAUGAAAAUUCAUCCAGUAUUUCAUGUUUCGUUAUUGUCACCUGAAGCGAAUGAUCCUUUACCAGGACAACAACGAUUACCACCACCUCCGGUUGAAAUCGAAGGGGAGGAAGAAUGGGAAGUCGAAGAUAUUUUGGAUUCGAGGAAACGAAGAGGAAGAUUUGAAUAUUUGGUACGAUAUAUGGGAUAUGACGAAGCCUCCUGGCAACCGCUAUCGGACCUUGAACAUUCACCUGAAAUUAUUAGACGAUUCCAUAAGCGUUAUCCAGAGAAGCCUAAGCCUACCAGGAGUCCCCGUGAUAAAGAGGAUGCUGAUGACGAUACUAUCGAAGAUGAAUCUGUCCAUGGGUCCAGUGAUGGUGAAGGUGCUGCUAUCGGUGACUUUGUUCCACAGAACCAGAAGGCAAUUGAUGAUCUAUUAGAUGUGGCAGAAAGCAAAACCCCGUUGAUAGAACAGAUGGGUAUCGGCGUAUAUAACAACCUCAAAAACCGCGAGGAGUACAAACGUCAACGGGCCAUUGCCAGAGAGGCUCUCGAGGCUAAACCGAUGCAGUUUAUCAUUGGUUCGAAAUGGACUGAUGUUAAGACUAAAGCCACCAGGCAGAUUCUCAUUAACAAAGUUAAACAUGCUCUCGCCGAGUACAACUACCCCGAUCACAUCAUCUUGGCCAUCAUAAUAUCUCUCACCAAGAACAAACGGAGAAACAAAAACAGGCUCAAGAACAUGCUCGUUGUCCAUAACGGGGGGACUGUUCGAAAGGGAAGACCCAUUAAACACGGACUCUACAGCGGGAAGCAUAAGAGUAAGGGUAAGGGAAGUGAAUCAUCUCAUGCAUCUCGUGCCCUCCCUGAACGUUCAACUACCGCACUGAUGCCUGAAAGAACAGAGCAGGAAGUAUCAGUCGACACCGAGGCUGCCUGUGCACAUGCCUCAUCGGCCCCAGCAGCAGCACAGAAGAAACCAGUGGCAGCUAAGGCUAAACAAACACAGGGUUCGUCGAAGCAGCCUACAAGCAACAACGCUGCUAAACCAGCCAAGGAGAGUCGUCCAAAAACGGCUAGAAAGUCACCAUGGCUGAGCCAACCAGCUGAGACAGUUGAAGAUCCCAUUUUGGGUGACAAUGACGAUGAAGACGAGCAAAGACCAGCAACCAAAGCCAAAGAAAUGGCCCCUGUUGUCCUCAACGUAAUGAAUACUGGGGCAACACAGGCACCGGUCGACGGUAUCCCUCCAGCUGUUAGAAAGAGGAUUGCUCAACGGUUUACUCCGCCUCCCAAUGCUGCUAACAAAGAGCUCCCAUCCAAGUCAAGUGGAGAGUAUUUUAUUCUUGUCAAUAAUAGCAAGGUUGUUUACUCCCUUUCGCUAUCAUAUAAACAAUUUCGAGCAAAGUGGAAUGAUCAGGACACCUGGUACCGGUUUUCAGCUUCGGGUGGUCCCCAGAACCUCCUUGAUGACGAGGACAAGUACAAGAGGUUUCUGGCUGCCGUCAAGAAGACCAAGGAUGUGCCGGUAAUGUGGGUACACUCUGAUGCUGAUUACAUGAGUGGGGAUGACUCGAUUUACUACGCAGCACCAAAGACACCGUAUCCAAAACCAGUGAUGCCCAUUGAAUCUCAAAUAGCCCCUCCUGCUCCGGUUGCUGCUGCCAAUUCAAUUGCUGAUAAGUCGGAGCCUAUUCCCUUGUCACCGGAGAUUCCAACUUCUACCAACCCGGCACCAACCGCUCCUACCAAUGUACCAGCUAAACGCCGUGGCAGACCUAAGGGCAGUAAAAACAAGGCUCCUUCUCAGAAGAAAACUAAAGACAUGGAAGAGAAGGUUACAUCCACUGCAAAAGGCCGUCAGAGUGCUGCUGCUGCGGCAGCCGAUGAUUCAAAUAAGGUGGUUGAGAAGCCAAAGAGAACUUGCAGGAGGAAGAAGGAUGACGGAAAGGAGGAGCUUAAUGAUAGUGUAACCAACAAUACCGAACCAAAGCCACAGAUCCCUGGUAAUAAGACAACAACCAAGGCCAAAACGAAAGACAGAUCUACUCAAAAGCAGUACUCUACUCAGGUACCACUGAGUACACUUGGCGCUAUGCCGGACCCUACCCCUCCCUCUGCUCAGCCUGAGCCUGUUGAGGAGAAUGAGCGUAGGAUAUUGAUGCCCCCUUCUGCUCAGCCACAGGGUCUUCACACCCUAACACAGGCCCCUACUACACAGCGCACAUUGACACAUGUUCCAACAGCUUCUACACAGAUUAGGUGUGGCUUGAUGCCAAGAGCUGCUCAACUUAGGCUAUCUACACAGAGUUUAAUCCCCACCCAGGAUUAUGCCAAGGAGGAUGGCUUUGCUAUCGAGAAGAUUCUAGGACUUGAUGAUCCUUUUGGUACACCUGCCGUGAACCAGAACCCACCGGCUAUCCCGAGAAAGUCAGCUAGGAGACCUGUCUUUGGUAUCUCGUCUACACAGACACGCACUGCAGGCUAUGAGACUCUACAGCACCACACUAGCUCCUCUCAAUCGCAAGUGAUUCGUGGGGCGUCCAGUCGUGGUCCGCCGUUGUGGAAGAUCCAAACCGAGGCCACUGCCAUGCCCCCCCCAGCUAUGGCGCAUCGCACUCGCACCAUAAGAGACUUCACGACUGCAAAGGAAGUUUACAACAACUCCACCGUAGGCAAUGCCAACAGUCUGUAUCAGCCUUUGACAGGGCUAAUGGGAGUCGGCGUAAGAGUUAGCACUGCUGUUACCCAAGGUACUGGACCUCCUUCCGUGGAAGGGGAGGCUAGAGCUAUGACAAAGAUGCUUGCGUACAAUGUGCUGAGGCAAGUGCCUGCUCUUGCGAAGAAAGGCGACACCAUUGAAGCCGAGAUUCAGGCGAUAAACGCGCCAUUGAAAAGGCCUGCAGAGGCGGACGCUGCCGGAAAGGUCACAAAAAAAGCUAAGAUCGGAACUAAUAUGUUUAGAAAGCUAGCGUACGGACACGGGGUGCCAGAAACGCCUAACUAA